UAAGUACACAACACCUAUAGAAACAAAAGGUAAAGCUCCAUAUCCAUGGCUCUUCUCUCUCCAUCUUUCUCCUCUCCAAGCUAUCGUCUUUUCAGGUGCAGGAGGAGCAACAACAUUUCGAGCAAGUAUCAUCAUGGAGGAGAACCAACAAAGGAGCUGAAGAUUUCUCCUUCUCGUGUUUCUACGAGAUCGGUUUCAUCGGAAGAGGGGCUUUCUCGUAGGGGUUUAGUGUUGAUUGGUCUCUCUUCUCCCUUGUCUACGCUCUUGCCACUGUCUUCUUCUCCUGUCACUUUUGCUGCAGAAGAAGCAGGGAAAAUGGGUUCCAUGGUGGAUGAAAUCAAUGCUUAUUCUUAUGCUUACCCACUCGAGCUUCCAUCAGAGAAGCUUGUCUUCAAAUGGGUUGAAUCAAGAAAGCCUGAACGUUACUCUUCAGCUGCACCACUCUCUCCUGAUGCGCGUCUACGGAUUGUUUCCGAACGACUUGACCUCAUCGACAACCUAGUGAUUUCUGUUUCGAUAGGUCCCCCAAACUCAACCUUCCUAACAUCAAAAGACAAGAAAACAUGGACUGCCAAAGACGUUGCUGACUCUGUUCUCUCUGAUAAAUCUGCACUGCGUGUCACUUCAAGUCAGCGUCUAGAAGAGAGCUCGGUUCUUGAUGCACAUUCUACUGAUAUUGAUGGGGAGCCUUACUGGUACUACGAGUACCUUGUCCGCAAAUCACCAACCAAAAUCGCUGAAGCAUCAAAGAUGUACAGACACUACAUUUCUUCAACUGCUGAACGGGAUGGGUACUUAUACACCAUAAACGCCUCAACCCUUGGCAAGCAAUGGGACAUGAUGGGACCGGUGUUAGAAAGAGCAGUCGAGUCCUUUAGGCUUCUUCCUCCUACUGAUAGUUAUGUUCCUCCAUACAAGGAUCCAUGGAGGUUUUGGUGAUACUUCCAACUCCUGUACUUCAGCUUUUCUUCAUCAAAAAUUGCUUUUCUUUUUUUUGAAACUGUAGUUAAAUUUGAUAGGAGAGGUUCAGAAUCUUGAUAGCUCUCUCACUCUCAGUUAUCAAAGUUGUAUUAAAAGAGCCCAACUUUGAAGAACUUGUUUACUGCCCAAUGUAUAUUUGCAAUUUUGCAUGACUUGCCUUGAGUUUUCA
Molecule: messenger RNA, 1150 nt
Organism: Brassica rapa (field mustard)
Lineage: Eukaryota; Viridiplantae; Streptophyta; Magnoliopsida; Brassicales; Brassicaceae
Product: psbP domain-containing protein 5, chloroplastic
Biological process (GO): photosynthesis
Cellular component (GO): extrinsic component of membrane; photosystem II; photosystem II oxygen evolving complex
Molecular function (GO): calcium ion binding
Source: RefSeq, a predicted model, not a curated record